UGCCCGCAAGAAGACUUGUUCGUUCAUGUAUAGUCAAGCAUUAAUUAAACACGACUCUGACUGCUAAACUAAUACUGCCAUAUAGUCUACUAGUUCUCAGUUCUACUCUACGUCUUUGUUUCACCGUUCACACUCCACACUUGUUCACGAUGUAUCUUCUUCCACAUCUGCUUGCAAUUCUUGGUCUCUCAGCUUUGCUUCUACUUUACAAACAACGGAGACCGAUGAAUCAGAAUUCAAAUAGUAAUAGUUUCAAGGCCCGCAAACAGCCCCCAGAACCAUCAGGUGCCUGGCCUGUCAUAGGCCACCUUCCACAAUUGAACAGCCACGACACCCUGGCCAGGACCUUUGGAGCCCUGGCAGAUAAAUACGGUCCUGUCUUUUCCAUCCGGCUGGGAAUGACCCGGGCCCUGGUCGUGAGCAACUGGGAAGCUGUCAAAGAAUGCUUUACAACCAACGACAAAAUCUUGGCUUCUCGCCCGGAUUCUAACGCCGGAGUAUACCUCGGCUACAAUAACGCAGCUUUUGGUUUUGCACCUUACGGCCACUUUUGGCGCCAGAUGAGGAAGCUGGUUUUGCUAGAGGUUCUUUCGAAUCGAAGGCUCGAGACUCUCAGGCAUGUCCGAGUCUCAGAAAUACAAACCAGCACCAGGGAAUUAUUCUCAGUUAUCAACAGAGAAGAAAAUGCUCCAGCAAAGGUGGUGAUGAGCGAGUGGGUUGAGCAAUUAACUUUGAACAUAAUUGUGAGGACAAUUGCCGGCAAGAGAUACAGUGAUAGCGCAGCUGGUAACAGAAUUGAUGCUCAGUAUUUCAAGAAAGUUGUCAAGGAAUACAUGUAUGUUACAGGGCAAUUAGAUUUGUCCGAUGUGAUUCCAUUUCCACUCCUGAGAUGGCUUGAUCCUCUGGGGCAUAUUAAAUCCAUGAAGCGUCUUUUCAAAGAGCUUGAUGCUAUCAUGCAAAUCUGGAUCGACGAACAUGUUGAGAAAAGAAGGACGAAGAGCAUUUCCGGUGAUGAGCAAAGCUUCAUAGAUGUUCUGCUUUCAGUGAUUGAAGAUGACUUCACACUUGGCCAACCCAGGGAGACCUUAAUCAAGGCCACAAUAAAUAACCUGAUCCUAGCAGGAUCCGACACGACGUCAGUUCAUUUGACAUGGCUGUUAUCCCUCUUAGUGAACAAUAGGCAAGUGAUGGAGCAAGCACAAGAAGAAAUAGACUCAAGCGUUGGUAAAGAGAGAUGGGUAAACGAAUCCGAUAUAAAGAAUUUAGUAUACCUCCAAGCAAUCGUGAAAGAAGCAUUGCGCUUAUACCCACCAGGACCUCUAUCGGUGCCCCACCUAGCCAGGGAAGAUUGCGAGGUAAGUGGUUACCAUGUCCCGAAAGGCACUCGUUUAUUUGUCAACGUGUGGAAGCUGCACCGCGCAAGAAUUUGGUCGGAGCCGGACAAGUUUUGCCCCGAGAGAUUCAUGACUAGCCACGCAGAGGUUGAUGUUUCUGGCCAGCAUUUCGAGUUCACCCCUUUUGGCUCUGGCAGGCGGUCUUGUCCGGGAAUAACAUUUGCGAUGCAAGUGACGCAUUUAACGCUAGCGCGGCUGCUUCAGGGGUUCAAUUUUGCUGCACCUUCAGACUUGCCCGUUGACAUGGCCGAAGGCCAAGGAAUGACCUUGCCCAGGGUAAAUCCGCUUGAGCUACUGGUGGUGCCUCGCUUGGCCUGUGAGCUUUAUGAAUAUUAAAUUAGCCAGCACAGCAGGUUGGAUAAAGGAUAAUCUAAGCAGUUAAAUGCUUCUAAUUGUUAGUACUACUACUUAUUUCUUAUUCCAACAAGUUGAUGUAAAAUGAUUCGUGCUAGUGUGU
Molecule: messenger RNA, 1851 nt
Organism: Coffea eugenioides
Lineage: Eukaryota; Viridiplantae; Streptophyta; Magnoliopsida; Gentianales; Rubiaceae
Product: cytochrome P450 CYP82D47
Biological process (GO): defense response to other organism
Molecular function (GO): heme binding; monooxygenase activity; iron ion binding
Source: RefSeq, a predicted model, not a curated record